GGCAGAGGUGCAACUACAGCUGGUUUCGUCCAUUUGGGGAACAUGCAGAAAGCUCCACCUAGUGAUCGUUUCCCACGAAGGGCGUGGACGCGUAAAGCGAUCGGGGUCGACCUCCGGGAGGCUGCUACAGAAAAGGUGGCGUCAUUCUCACGUGUGAAGAAAAGCGCAGCGAGAGGAGCUGGGCCCGUCAUUCGGAGCGGAUGGAGCAUCUUAAGAGUUUCCAGGUGUUCGUGGCGCUGCUCGGCCUCGCCGCCGCCCAGAACCUCACACACAGUGUGGAGCUUCCUGCGUCCUACCUGCUGCUGCUCCCCAGAGUCCUUCAAGCGGGACAUCCGACGUCUUUGUCUGUCAGCAUCCUGACGUCUUCGGCGGUCACGGUGAUGGCUCGCAUCGUCCACGCCGACCAGGAGAUGGCCACGCAAACGCUGGACGUGGGAGGAGGAUCCACCCAGCUUCUGACUCUUCCACCUGUCAGCGUUGACAAGUCAAGCUUCCGCCAAGCCUGCAUCCUGGAGGUCACAGGUUACGCGGGCAGACAGCAUGUUUUCGCCAACAAAACACGUUUGUACUUUGAGCCCCGAGGCUGCAUGACCUUCAUCCACACGGACAAGGACGUGUACCGUGCGGGUCAGCUGGUCAGGAUCCGGGUCGUGACCCUUCAGGACGCCAUGAAACCCUGCAACAGCUCGUUGGACAUCCUGGUCAAAGACCCGCGGGGGAACCUGCUCAGGCAGUGGCGCGCUGCACAGGCAGUCCUGGGGGUUCUUUCCAGAGAGUUCCGUCUAUCCGAGGAGCCUCCGCUGGGCCAGUGGACCAUCUCUGCGCUGGUGGACGGGGACGCAACUCGCAAACAUGUGCAUGUGGAUCGCUAUGCCAUGCCAAAGUUCCAAGUCACGAUGGACCUUCCGGACGUGCUCCAUUGGGAAGACACGCUGUGGGGUACCAUCACAGCCAGGUACAAGUAUGGACAACCUGUGAGAGGACACAUCAACAUCACUGUGCUGGAUCACUAUUAUGGAAUUGAAGAAAUCUAUGAUGAACACAGACAGAUUGACGGCAGCGUCGACUUCAAUUUCACUCUUCCCGACAUCUACGCGAGGAGCGGCAGCGGAUCUUCUGCCAGGAUGUACGACGAACAACAAUUCCUGAAGGUCGUCGCCCAUGUGACCGAACGCCAGACAGGCGUCACCGUGGACGCAGAGGCCCGCGUGUGUUUGGUCGAGCACAUGUACAAAAUUGAGUUUACGGACUAUCCCAAAAUUCUGAAGCCUUCGAUGAGCUUCACUGCAACAGUUCACGUGUGCAAAUCCAACAAGCAGCCAUUGUCAGACGAGGACACGAAGAAGACACUCAGAGUGUACGUCGUGCAACAAGUACAAACUCCGCGGGACAAGUGGACGCGCACGACGCACAACGAGUCGGGACCGUGGCAUCCCUCUCCCGACGAGAUGGCGUCUCAGGACAUGGAGUUUCCCAUCCCUGCCGAUGGAGUGGUGUUCAUCCACUUCCUGCUCGUGAACCACACCCGAGUGCUCACCGUUGAUGCCUCAGUGGAAGACUGCUACCAGACGCUCCAGCUCUACUCCACUUACAAGUCUCCCAGUCACUCGUACGUCCAGAUCCAAAGCGGCUCGGACGCCGCCGAGGUGGGCUUCCCAUUCAUGCUGUAUGUUGAUGCCACUUUUCCCGUGACUGGAAUUCACUACGUGGUGAAGUCUGGAGGUGUGAUUGUUUCUGCCGGUAAAGGUUCUCGUCAGUUAACUUUGGUUCCGGAAGCGUCCUGGACUCCGAUGAUCUCCGUGGUCGUCUUCCUGGUACGAGAAGACGGAGAGGUGGUCAACGACGUGGUCUGCCUGGCUGUCCAUCCCUUCCUCCGCAAUCAGGUGUCGGUGAGCUGGAGCGAGCCGGAGAGCAGACCGGGCAGCGAGGUGACGCUCAGAGUGUCCGCGGCCGAAGCAGGCUCUUUGGUGGGGAUCCUGGUGCAGGACAAGGUGCGGCGGUGGAACGAGCCACACCUUGACAUCACAAAGGAGAUGAUGGCGCUGCGAGGGAAAGACAAGCACCAAUAUCCCGAGCACAGGGGAAUGGGAGAUCCGCUCUCAGUCUUCACGUCGUGUCAACUCAUUGUUUUGACUGACGCGUCGCUCCAUGCGACCGAUCCCUGGGUGGCAGCAAAACAAGAGGAGGACUCCUUCCUGUCCCAGGAUGAGGAGCACAGGUGGGAGUCAGUGGAUUGUCCUACGGAGACGUGGAUAUGGACGGAAACGUUCACAGAUGAUUCAAGGUCAGCGGAGUUGAGGGUGACGGUCCCAGACAGCAUCACCACCUGGACGGCCACCGCCUUUGUCAUGUCCAACACGCUUGGCCUCGGCGUUGUCCGGAAGCCCGCCCAGCUCAGUGUCUCCAAGGAGCUCCUCCUGUCCGUCCACCUGCCACCGGUCGUCACUCGUGGCGAGGAGAUCGUGCUGGAGGUCCUCCUCUUCAACAACCGCUAUGACGACCUGCAGGUGAUGGUGCUCGUCGUUCAGAACGACACCUUCGAGUUCAUCUUACCGGACAUUUCGCAGCUGGCGGCGCCCAGUGCGCGGCGGGUGUCGCUGGGCGGAAAGAGCGCCGCCUCUGUCCUGUUUCCCAUCAGGCCGCUGGUCCUUGGCGACGUCAGCGUGACGGUGAUGAGCAAGUCCUACGUGGGCGUGGACGUCACCCGAGGGAGCUUCCUUGUCAAGGCUGAAGGGUUGGAGCAGUCGUUCUCCACAUCGCUGCUGCUGGACGUUUCGUUUCGCCUCUCUAACGUGAUGACGUUCAUGUUCCCUGACGGUGUGGUGGCGGGAAGCAGGAGUGCCUGGGUGACGCUGGUCGGUGACAUCCUGGGGCCAUCUAUCCAGGGCCUGGGCUCUCUGAUCCAGAUGCCGUUCGGCUGCGGCGAGCAGAACAUGAUCCACUUUGCUCCAAACAUCUAUGUGUUGCUCUACCUGAACGCCACCGGGCAGGACCACCAGGAGGUCCGAGACAUGGCCGUGACCUACAUGGUGUCAGGUUACGAGCGAGAGUUGUCCUACCAGCGAGCAGACGGAUCCUUCAGUGCCUUUGGAGAGAGGGACCAUUCUGGAAGCACUUGGCUGACCGCCUUCGUGCUGAGAUGUUUCCUCCAGGCGCGACCGUUCAUAAGCAUCGACGAGCACGUUGUGAGGGGGGCGGCGUCCUGGCUGCGCGGCCGGCAGGGGGCUGACGGCGUCUACGAGGAGCCGGGACGCGUCAUCCACACGGAACUCCAAGGAGGUCUGGACGGGCCCGUGUCUCUGACGGCGUACGUCCUCAUCGCGCUGCUGGAGGAUCCCAACAUCAGGACUCAGUACGCCAGCCAGGUGGCGGCGGCGCUGAUGUUCCUGGAGACGCGACUCGUUACGGGCCACGUACACACAAACUACAGCCUCAGCUUAGUCUCAUACGUGCUGGCCAUUGACGGCAGCCCCAACGCCCACACCGCGCUCGACCAGCUGAUUGGACGAGCUGACAUGAUGGACGGCGUCCCCACGUGGACGUCGCCCGCCGCCGGUCUGGCGUCGUCAUGGCAACCCAGCUCGGCCGACAUCGAGACGGCGUCCUACGCUCUGCUGAGCUUGCACAAGCUGGGCCGCCUGGCCGAGGGCGUCGGCCUGGCGAAGUGGCUCGGACGCCAGCGCAACCCCGCGGGAGGAUUCGGGAGCACUCAGGACACAGUGGUGGCACUGCAGGCCUUGUCCACGGUUGCCGUGUUGUUUCACCAUCACGACGUCAACCUGAGUGUCAGCGUGAACGACAGCGUCUUCCACGUCAACGCCUACAACCGGCGCCUCCUACAGACGCAGCGGGUGGAGCUGAAGGACCAAAUCUACCUGCAGGUGGCGGCGGAGGGUCAAGGCCUCGCUCUUCUUCAGCUGAACGUGAUGUACAACGUGAGGACGGAUGAGCCGAGUCGCCGUCGACGAGACGCCGACUCCCACGAAGCGUUCGACGUGCACGUGCGACUCUUUGACGAGGGCCAGGACUCACGUGCGCAUCUGGACGUGUGCUGCAAUCUGACGAGGGGCCCGAACGCGACGGGCAUGGCCCUGGCGGAGGUCGGGCUGCUGAGCGGCUUCAGCCUGCGGCCCGACGCCGUCCGGCUCGACGACGUCGUUAAGAAGGUGGAGGCGCAGCCGGGGAAAGUCGUCGUCUACCUCGACUCGAUUACAACGGAAGCGGUUUGUGUGCGACUUCCUCUGCUGGUGGAGUUCAAGGUCGGCAAAGUCCGGGAAGCCGUCGUGCUCGUCUACGACUACUACGAGCCACGCCGUCGUAGCGUGCGGACGUACGGUCCCGGAUGGCGCGGCGACGUGGACUCGUGCUUGUUUUGCGGCGACGGUUGUCGUCAGUGCACGAGCGACAAUGAUUGGAUAGAAGCCAGCUCCGCCUUCAGCUUCAGGCUCCGCCCCCUGCACGCUCUUGCUCUCCUCGUCUUCAUGACGACGAUGCACCAACUGUGAUGACAUCAUCGUCAUCAUCUGGUCAACAUUUAGUGUCUUUCAAUCAUUUAAUCAAUAAAGUAAUAAAUCAUUUGUGGCAAAACAUAAACAGCACAAAAAGUAAGGACAUUUGUGUUGGAUAGCUUAUUUGUUUGUUGUAACAGUUCUUCUUGGCAAUAAAUAUUUUUGUGU
Messenger RNA from Phyllopteryx taeniolatus (common seadragon), 4676 nucleotides. RefSeq names its product CD109 molecule (gene cd109). The record is from RefSeq and is a predicted model, not a curated record. The transcript has 34 exons. Gene Ontology annotation, cellular component: extracellular region. Gene Ontology annotation, molecular function: endopeptidase inhibitor activity. NCBI's taxonomy places the organism in Eukaryota, Metazoa, Chordata, Actinopteri, Syngnathiformes, Syngnathidae. Bases 201 to 4505 code for a protein of 1434 amino acids.